Erinaceus europaeus (western European hedgehog) is the source of this 5736-nucleotide messenger RNA. It is a transcript of the gene RNF43, whose product is annotated as ring finger protein 43. Gene Ontology annotation, biological process: ubiquitin-dependent protein catabolic process; Wnt receptor catabolic process. Gene Ontology annotation, molecular function: frizzled binding; ubiquitin protein ligase activity. The transcript is spliced from 9 exons. Lineage: Eukaryota; Metazoa; Chordata; Mammalia; Eulipotyphla; Erinaceidae. Bases 1943 to 4297 code for a protein of 784 amino acids. The record is from RefSeq and is a predicted model, not a curated record.
UGCAGUCCCAGGGGAGGGAGUCAGAGCUAGAACACCAAUUACAAACCACAGGCUUCCUCCUCUAGGGAGGUGAUCCAGAACUGUCUCUCUGGAAGGGAAGCACUGGAAUCCUUUCGAGCUUUCCAAGUCCAUCCAUGAUUCAGAGAUAUUGCCUUCUUCUGGGGGAUUUUCUGUGUUCCUGGUAGUGAAUUGUUGCUGAUGUAUUUGCUACUUUGCUUCUUUUUCAAGAUUUGAUCAUUUUAUAUGCUGUUCGGGGAGAAAAAGAACUUUUGUUAGAAAGGCGUUUUCAGAAAUGAUGUUGGACCCUUUAUAAAUGUUUUAGAGUCCUUGGGACAUUAGCUCUGACCCUGGAAUAAGUUUCUGCCUUUGACCUGCAUGGAUUAUUUUUUCAGGCCACGGAAUUUCUCGGCAUCUACCUGCAGUGUGGGGCACUUGGUUUGGUUGCAGAGUAAGAAGGUGGAAGAAUGAGCUGUACUUGGUUAAGCAGUUGAAACCUUUUUUUGAUCAGGAUCUAUAAAAGCGUAAUUGAAUUUGUUUCAUCCCUGUGGAUUCCAGUGGGGCCGACAGCGCAACAGGUUUGCAGAUUUCUUUUGAAAUUCUUUUUUUUUUCUCCCUCUGCCUCAGCAAAAGAAAAGAAUUUAUAUAACAGGUUCAUAGGUUCAGUUGCUUGACUUUUCAGCACUUACUCUGAAGAUUUAUAAGAUUUUUUUUUUUAACUUGACCUCUGAACACAGCAGGGCAAGAGGAUGUUUUACCCCAAAGCUUUAAAUUAAGAUUUUGUAUGUACAAAGAAUCAGAAUUCUCAAGUGUGCCUAGAAAUAGCACAAAUCUACUCAGGCUUAUUUUUACUUUUCCAGGAGCCUAGAGACUACUCACCACCCCACUCCCCCUAUCUUUUAUUCUCCACCCCCUCAAGGAAUUUGAAAACGUGUUAGGAAUAGUCCUUUGUUUUACUUACGAACCUAGAAAAUUACAGAUUAUAAAACUUGGAUAAUAGUUUUCAAAAACAUCUCAUGGGAAAUCAGAGUCCUUGUUAUUAUCAGUGGGAGAAUAAAACCUGGAAUCCUUAAGAGAAAAGGGAAAAUAGAGAUAGCAAUUUGAGUUUUAACUAGGAGGUAAACCUUUUCAAAUAUUCUUCUUACUCUGAAAGUUGGAAAAGGUGAUGCUCAGGAUUAUCCUGUAAUAUGUGAAGACAUAAAUUAGUACCUGAAUUAUAGGCAAAUUUAAGUAAAACAUAUUUUAGGUUUAUGGAAAUUAUUAUAAAGUCACUUAUUAUAAAUUAUAAAUGGCCUAGAAAUUUGGCUACACUGAAAUAGUUUAAUGUGGAGACUUUUAUGAAUACUAUAUAGCAUCUUUGGAUACCUCUCAAAGAGUGGUUCAAAAUAUUGUUCCCUUUCCUCCCCUGUUAAAAGUUUUCUAUGAUCUUUAGUUUUUACCACUGACAGAUUUGGGGGGCUUAAAAAUAAGAUCAUCUCUCCAUUUUCAAGUUGGAGUUUUUUCACUCUCUCUUUUGAUGCAUGGCCUUAGUCUCUUACUUUGCCUUGUUUUGUUCAUUAACAUUGGGUUUAGUGGCUCAGCAACUUGAUGCAUAUGGAAGACCAGUACCAAAUGAUCUGACAUAAUAAACAUUCAGGAUGUGACAUUCAACCUCAAACAAAGUUGGAAAUUCCAAAGAGAAGUGGUGCUAUCUUUACUAAUCAUAGUGAAGAUGGGAGAAAAUGACAUACCUGCAGCAGAAGUGGGCUGAAAAUACCCUCUUUGCUGCCAGAUCAGGAAUGCCACCUGUUCUUGGGAAUAUACUUUAGAAAAAGGAAGGGCCAAAGCUACAACUUGGUUUUCUGAAACUAAAGCACAACAUUUCCUCUGGAUCUGAAAACCUGCAGCUGGUACUAGCUAGUGGAAGCAGUAUGUAUGGCCAAAGUGCAUUGCUGCAGCUGGUAGCAUGAGUGGUGGCCACCAGCUGCAGCUGGCUGCCCUCUGGCCCUGGCUGCUGAUGGCUACCCUGCAGGCAGGCUUUGGACACACUGGACUGGUACUGGCUACAACCGUGGAGUCUGAAAGAUCUGCAGAACAGAAAGCUAUUAUCAGAGUGAUCCCCUUGAAAAUGGAUCCUACAGGAAAACUGAACCUCACUUUGGAAGGUGUGUUUGCUGGUGUUGCUGAAGUAACUCCAGCAGAAGGAAAGUUAAUGCAGUCCCACCCUCUGUACCUGUGCAAUGCCAGUGAUGAUGACAAUCUGGAGCCUGGAUUCAUCAGUAUUGUGAAGUUGGAGAGUCCCCAACGGGCCCCUCGCCCCUGCCUAUCACUGGCCAGCAAGGCCAGGAUGGCAGGGGAACGAGGAGCCAGUGCGGUCCUCUUUGACAUCACUGAGGAUCGAGCUGCUGCUGAGCAGCUGCAGCAGCCCCUGGGGCUGACGUGGCCGGUGGUGCUGAUCUGGGGUCAUGAUGCUGAGAAACUGAUGGAGUUUGUAUACAAGAACCGCAAGGCCCAUGUGAGGAUUGAGCUGAAGGAGCCCCCGACCUGGCCAGAUUAUGAUGUGUGGAUCCUCCUGACAGUGGUGGGCACCAUCUUUGUCAUCCUCUUGGCUUUUGCUCUGCGCUUCGGGUGCCGACCAUGCCACAACAGAUCGGAUCCUCUGCAGCAACAAACGGCCUGGGCCAUCAGCCAACUGGCCACGAGGAGGUACAGGGCUGGUUGCAGGAGGGCUCGGGCUGAGUGGCCGGAUUCAGAUAGCAGCUGUAGUUCUGCGCCUAUGUGUGCCAUCUGCUUGGAGGAGUUCUCUGAGGGCCAGGAGCUACGGGUCAUCUCCUGCCUCCAUGAGUUCCAUCGUGCCUGUGUGGACCCCUGGCUCUAUCAGCAUCGGACUUGCCCCCUCUGUAUGUUCAACAUCAUAGAGGGAGAUUCAUUUACCCAAUCCCUGAGACCCUCUCGAUCUUACCAGGAGCCAGGCCAGAGACUCCACCUCAUUCGCCAGCAUCCUGGCCACGCCCACUAUCAUCUCCCUGCUGCCUAUCUGCUGGGCCCUUCCGGGAGUGCUGUGACUCGGCCCCCACGACCUGGCCCCUUCCUGCCAUCUCAGGAGCCAGGCGUGGGCCCUCGACACCACCGCUUCCCCAGAGCUGCACAUCCUCGGGCUGCAGGCAAGCAGCAGCGCCUGACAGUGACCCAGCACCCCUACGCACAGGACUGGGGACUCAAUCGCCUCCGCUGUAUCUCACAGCACCCUGCCACUUGCCCAGUGCCCCCACACCGAGCCAAGCCUCAUGAGAGCAGUGGGUCUGGAGAAAGCUACUGCACAGAACACAGUGGCUACCUGGCAGAUGGACCGGCCAGUGACUCCAGCUCAGGGCCCUGUCAUGGCUCUUCGAGUGACUCAGUGGUCAAUUGUACCGACAUCAGCCUGCAAGGCAUUCAUGGUAGCAGUUCUACCUUCCGCAGCUCUCUAAGCAGUGAUUUUGACCCCUUGGUGUAUUGCAGCCCAGAAGGGGAGCCUCAGGGGGAAGAGACUCAGCCUAGUAUAACCUCUCGACCCCGUUCUUUGGACUCAGUGGUACCCACAGGGGAAACUCAAAUUUCCAGCCAGGUCCAUUACCACCGACAUCGGCACCACCACUACAAAAAACGAUUCCAGUGGCAUGGCAGGAAACCUGUUCUGGAGCCUGGGCCCUCCCAGUCCAGGCUUGCUAUUCCCCGGACACAGCCCCAGGCAGAGCCACCUUCUCCUCCUGCUCAGCAAGCUGUAAGAUCCAACCCAGCAACCACUUCAGGAAGGUUCCCCAACCCACAGCAGCCCAGGGCCCUCACCGAGCCAGCCCCUGGUCCAGCUGAUGCCUCCAGCCUGAGUCCCAGCAGUCUCUUUCACUUGCAGAAAUCCAGCCUCCCUAUUCGACACCCACAGAAGAAACGGCGAGGGGGGUCUUCACCCUCAGAGCCCACCCUAACCUCUCAGCCCCAAGACUUGACUGCACACUCAGCUUACCAGGCUUUCUCCCAUUAUGGCCCUAGCCUACCAUACCCUUGGACUCCAGAAGCCCACCCAUUAAUCUCUGGACAUCCAGGUCUGGACAGGAGGCUACUACCAGAACCUCCAGGCCCUUGUUACUCCACUUCACAUCCUGUGUGGUUGUGUCUGACUCCACGUAGACCCCCGGGAUCACACCCUUCUGGGGAGGGACCUUCUGGAUGGAGUUCUGCCACUCCAGAGGGCAGGUCAUGCCCUUAUCCACACUGCCAGGUGCUGCCAGCCCAGCCUGGCUCAGAGGAAGAGUUUGAGGAACUGUGUGAACAGACUGUGUGAAAUGGUCAGGAGUAUCUCCAACCGACAGUAUGUUCUGGAUGCUUUGGGGCCCUGCCUGGAACAGAGUCCUGCUCCUGAGAGAAGAAGAGGCCUCAGAGAACACCUCUUAUUGCUGUACUUCCUGGAACCACUAGAAGAAGAGUGGUGAUGGUGGAUGGCAGGAGAUGUUUCCUGCUCCUAACUCCAGACCUUGUCUGCAAAAGACAUCUGCACUGUAGCAAGUCUACAUCCAGACAGGCAACCAUUUACUAUUGGUGUGCGAUGGCUUCUUUGAAGGUUGUUCUUAGGUAGCAGGAGAUCUAGGUAUGAGUGGAUAGGUGUUAUAAAGGUGCUGUUUCUUCCCCUACUUCUAGGAGGUCUCCUUUAUCCUGAUCUCAGGUUCACAGCGGCUAGUGGGGCCAGCUGAAUGCAUUCAUUACUCUUCACCUCCUUCCUUGGGAGACUCCUGCUCUUUACAACUCUCCCAUAAGGCUCCUGAAUCAGCAGCAAUUCUCGUUCUUGUCAUUUUCAGGAGUACAGGUGAACUGCGAGCCCUAAAAGAGCCGCUCUGCAGCUUUUUCGAGCAGUGCCUACCCUGGUGCAGAAAGCAGGGAUGCUUUUCCCUUCUUGACCUUAAUUCUCAGAUGAAGUCAUAGGGAGGCUCUGGGAAUCCAGGGUGUGGAAUAUUUCUGAGGUGGCACAGUGCCUUGAAAAACCUGCAACGAAGCCUCUGAUCUUCAAACUCCGUUACUCCAGGAGUUCAAUUUCUCAGGGGAUUUCGGAUGGGGUUAGUGGGAAGGAGAUAACUCUUCCCUGGAGAUCUCCUUUAUUAAUCUCUCAGGAGAGAAGGAGAGGACUUCUGCUAUAAACAUUUCAUCUAGGAAGAGAGAGGAUGGGAUGAAGGUAGAAAAGCGUAAUUGCAACUGAACAAGGAAUUUUUCUGCAAGAGGUUUUUUAUUUUUUUUUUGGUUUUGUUUUUUUAUUUUCUUUCUUUCUUUCUUUUUUUUUCCUCAGCAGGGAUGGGGAAUAAAGAGCAAAAGAAUAGUAGAGUGGGACCCUUGGAUUUAGAUGGUCCAAAGGGCCACCUUCUCAGUAUAAGCCAUACAGAUGAGGGACACAUGAGAAGGUUUGCAUGUGAGAGUGGAGUUGAAGCAGGAAGUCUGGCCUGAUGGGUUGUUACCAAGUGGGCAAGGGAUGAGGGGCCUCCUUAGGGUGACACUAACCCCAGGGCAGCUUGACCAUUGCUGGCUCCUCAGGCAUUAUCCCAUUUGGAAUGUGAAUGUGGGAGCAAAGUGGGUGCAAGACCCCACUGGGGAAUCUUCUCCCCUCAAAGUCAGUGGGGAACGAGCACCUAGGCACUCACAUGGAUAUUUAUAUCUGAACCAGACAGAAAGACGCUUGAAUCAGGCACUAUGUUAAGAAAUGUAUUUAUUUGCUAAUAUAUUUAUCCAUAAAAUUGA